CAGCUCAUUUAGACGAGGUUCCAAAGUGCACAGACGGGAAUUACGUAGUUUCUAAGCAGUUCACAGUUAUUUUGACGCCACCACAAAGUAACCAUGGAAUGAUAAGAAAUUAUCACGAGUUAUCAGCAAGCCAAUGAGUAACUCUGAGCGAGAAAGAGAGAGAGAGAGAGAGAGCGAGCUCCUGAUAGAGAGAGGGCAAGCCCCUGGCAGACAAACACACAUAGAAGAAAGCAUUAAGUGCAUAAUACAUAAGUCUGCAAACAUAUUCAACAUUAGGAAUCCAUUAGAGUCCAGCCUUAUCUUUGUUCUUUAUUUAUAUUCUUCUUUUUUUUGUCGUCAGCCUGUUAUCAGCCAAAGCGUUGAGCGACUAGAAAAUCGGGCCAUCCAAAUCGACAGUUCAGUUGAAUUUAAGCAGCAGUCAAGUGCGGUCUGUACAAAAUACAAAUUCAAUUAAACACAAGUUUAUCCUUAACAAACAAAGAACACUUAAUAAACAAUAAAUUAAUAAAGUAAUAAGAAUCUUCAUCAAGUGCUUAAGCAGCUGUAACUAACAAUAAUAUAUCAGCCGAAAACUAAAAGCAUUUAGCUUAUUUAAUAUAUACUUUUAAAUAUACAUAAUAUAUAAUAUAUGCACAUAUUGAUGUCUAUAUAAUCACACAUCUUUGGUGUGACUGAUAAGCCAGACAGACAACAAUAAAUUCGCGUGUCAACUUUUGAACCCACCUCGGCUGCAAUGAUUUCCCAUACAGUGAGAGUAUUCAAACUGAUGUAUAUCGUGGCUGGCAUUCUGAUCAGCAAUGAGGAAAUCUGCGAUACUGUGGAUCGCAUUCAAAUCGCACCACGCGUCGAAAUGAAGCCAGAACUCGAGCCGGAGCGGGGGCAGUUGCAGCAGAGGGGGGAGAAAGACUCGCCACGUUCGAAACGGCGACGCAAAGUGAGCGUCACCGAGCUGGCUGGCGGUGUGGUGCGUGGGGUCACCAGCAAGGUGACCAGCAAGGUCAUCACCAGUCGCCUGGGCAGUCGACUCAGCUGGGUGUACGAUGUGCCCCAGAUACUCGGCAAGUGGCGCUCUCUAGCGCUCAGUUUCACGGUGUGGACCAUACCCAACUGGCUGAUGGAGUACACGUCCAGCUACAUCAGCAGGAAGUUCUUCCUCAACAGCGACUGUGAUUUGAUCUACAAGUGAGCGAGUGCAUCCUGCAUAUAUAUAUACAUAUAUCUAUGCAGUUGGGUAUUUCGGCUAGAGUUGCCCAUUGUCAGUAUCUCGCAAUACCAUUUAAUAUAUGUAGCUGACUUAGCUUAAGUUUUUGCCUACCAAUUGUUGGUAAUCUCCACAAAUAUUAGCUGUAAGUCACAAUUUCAUUUUUGAGUACAAUGCAAUUACUCUAUUUACUCAUCAGCUUGUAAUCAUGGAAGGGUAUUUAGUUGUCGGCACUUCGAAUUAUAACUCUUCGUUCACGUUUCUCCUUUGCGAGUUGAAGUGAAAUUUAUUUAAGUUUUAGAAAUAAGUCGCGUAUUUAGGCAUAAGUUCAAAUAAAGUUAAAGUUUGCCAACAAUUAGACAUCGAA
Messenger RNA from Drosophila grimshawi, 1568 nucleotides. RefSeq lists its product as uncharacterized. Lineage: Eukaryota; Metazoa; Arthropoda; Insecta; Diptera; Drosophilidae. Bases 734 to 1186 code for a protein of 150 amino acids. The record is from RefSeq and is a predicted model, not a curated record. The transcript is spliced from 2 exons.